UUCAAAACUCUAAUCCUAACUCAGAUUCAUCUUCAUCUUCAUUACCAACUUUCAAUCAUCAUCAUCAUCAAUUCAUGAAUUCAUCAAUCUUAUCUAAUCAUAAUCAUAAUCAUCAAGGUAGUAGGACUUUUAGUAACAAACAUCAUGCUCAAAUUAUCGAAAUCUUGGCAAACAUACCUAAUCAAUCAACCCAUGAAGAAAGGAAUUCGAAUAAAGAAAGUCUUUCGACUAAUCCUGUAACUCGAUUUGAAGAUUCAUUUUAAUCUACAUCAAACUUCCCUCCAAAAAAACCAUAAACUGAUCAUGUUCUUUAUGUGAUGUUCUUUUGGAUGAAUCGUUUCAUCUUUAGUCAUCCUACUUUACGAUCAACUCAAUCAACACAUGUCUCAAGUCCUUCAUCUACCCGUCCACAUCUCAAUCCGAAUCUGUUUUCCUCUACAUCACAAGAAGAGCCCUUAACAAUGAACUCGAUGAUCUCUACUACUACUGGAUAUCAUCCUUCUUCCUCUCAAUCUCUUGAUCAUCAAGCUCAAAGAAUACCAUGGUCAAGCUCGCAUGAAGAUGGUUCGAAUGAACGAGAAGAGCCUAUUGCAGGCUCCUCACAUACUCAUUGGAACCCACCUCGAUCUAGAUCAUCUUCACCACAUAAUCAAGACCCUCAAGCUGAUUCGAAUCCAUUACAUUCUACUACUACGGAGAUCAAUCAUGAAGAUGAACUUAAUUCAAAGAUUGAUAAGAGGUUAGCUGAAGCUUCUACACUUGCUUGGAAUGAUCAUGUAACUGGAAACGAAGGGAGUGAUGCUUGUACGAAUGGGAAUGGGAAUGGAGAAAGUGUGGAUCGGAAUUCAGAUCAGUGGAAACAGAAUCGAAAGAACAAUCAUAAAGAAGUAGAACGUAGAAGAAGAGAAACGAUCAAUGAAGGUAUAACCGAAUUAAAAAAGAUAAUCCCAGGAACCGAAAAAAAUAAAGGAGAGAUUUUAAAACAAGCAGUGAAGUAUAUCCAAGAAUUAAAAGAAACUGAAGAAAGGAAUCAAGAUCGAUGGAGAUUAGAGAAAAUCAGAUUAGAAGAAUCUAUACAAGAACAGAGUAAUAAAUUUGAAACUCUUUCAAGAGAUUAUCUUAAUUUAGAAGCUGAGAAUGAAAGUUUAAAACGUUGGAUCAUCGAAUUAGGUGAAAAGAAAACUCAAUCUAUGCCGUUCAGAAGAGUUCGAGAAGAACAAGAGGAAGAAGAAGAAGAAGAUCAUGAUCAUCAAAGAGUUCCUAGUCGAACUUCUUCUGAACCUACUAGAAUCGAUCCACAAAGGAAUUCGACAUCAAAUAAGACCAUUCCAGCGAUUUAUAUUCAUAAUCCUCAACACCAAGAAACCGAAAGUAAUAUACAUCAUUUACUUAGGACUGAAACAGAAGAAUUUGGAAUGAAACGGUCUACCGAUAAUGAUGAUAAUGAUCAACCAAAUUCUUCAAAAAAAUUUAAACUAAACUAAUCUUACUCUUCUUCUUUCAUAUCGUGUUCUAUUCAUGAUGAUAUCUUCAUUUUUAUUUUAUACUUGUAACACAUUGUUUUGCUUUGAUUUAUGGGUUUUUUUUUUGAGAUGUAUACAAAUUAUAGGAAAGAAUGAUGAUAUAUCAAUACAUACAUCAAUAUAAAUACUU
Messenger RNA from Melampsora larici-populina 98AG31, 1653 nucleotides. RefSeq lists its product as uncharacterized. The transcript has 4 exons. Lineage: Eukaryota; Fungi; Basidiomycota; Pucciniomycetes; Pucciniales; Melampsoraceae. The record is from RefSeq and is a predicted model, not a curated record. Gene Ontology annotation, molecular function: DNA-binding transcription factor activity; protein dimerization activity. Gene Ontology annotation, cellular component: nucleus. Bases 318 to 1484 code for a protein of 388 amino acids.